CAAAUGACAACUGAUGCUUCUACUCCUAAAAAGAUGGAUCCUGAAAUGACUACUCACAAACCAAUGGAAAUGAUGACUAAAACAAUAGCUUCUCAAAUGUCAACUGAUGCCGCUACUCCUGAAAAGAUGCAUCCUGAAAUGACUACUCACAAACCAAUGGAAAUGAUGACCAAAACGAUCGCUCCUCAAAUGACAACUGAUGCUUCUACUCCUAAAAAGAUGGAUCCUGAAACGACUACUCACAAACCAAUGGUGAUGAUGACUAAAACGAUCGCUUCUCAAAUGACAACUAAUGCCCCUACUCCUAAAAAGAUGGACUCUAAAAUGACUACUCACGAACCGAUUACCACAUCGAAAAUGACAACUGAAAAGACAACUACUCAACAAAUCACGACUGAUCAAACGACUACUUCUAGAAUGACCACUUUUAAGAUGACAACUGGCGAACAUGUUACGGAUAAAACAACAGGAAAGACGACUGGUGGUAGCUCGACUGUUAAUAGAAGACGAUUAAAUCACUAAUCUAUUGAAAAUCAAGGCAAAUUGAAAAAGAAACGCUUUAUAUCUUCUUAAAUUUAAAUAUAAAUAAUAUCUAUAGCUGCUAUAAAAAAUGAAUGUAUCAAUUACAAUACUGAUAUUAAUUAAAUAGUCAAUUAAAAAUAGUUCAACCUAAUCAUAUUGAGGCGGUGAUGAUAAUCAUUGAACCUUUCAUUAAUACUGAAUGUUUCCUUGCCUGAAUACAUUUUAUAAUCUUCAAUAUUCCAAUGUUUUCUUCUUCCAUAAAGAAGUGAUACUUUCGGUCAAAAGUUAGAGAAGUUACAAAGCGAUGUUACAAACAUUUCGAUUAAUUUUCAAAGGAUGUUUAAUGAAAAUGCUCCAGAGUUAAAUAUAG
Messenger RNA from Dimorphilus gyrociliatus, 892 nucleotides. The record is from the annotation of a GenBank genome assembly. NCBI's taxonomy places the organism in Eukaryota, Metazoa, Annelida, Polychaeta, Dinophilidae.